Messenger RNA from Lottia gigantea (owl limpet), 504 nucleotides. RefSeq lists its product as hypothetical. The record is from RefSeq and is a predicted model, not a curated record. NCBI's taxonomy places the organism in Eukaryota, Metazoa, Mollusca, Gastropoda, Lottiidae. The transcript has 4 exons. Bases 1 to 504 code for a protein of 167 amino acids.
AUGAAUUCAGAUGUUGAAAAGCACAUAAAACAGAAUCACCAGUGGCAAAUUCUGCCAGCAAAUGUAAAACAGAGUUUAGGAAAUUCAGCCAAAGAAUAUGAUAAAGCUAUUGUUAAUUUUAGCGUCAAAAAUCAACUUCGGUUUAAAGGAAAUUUAAUUCGUCAUUUAUUGAAAGAUGAAAGGAAAUAUUAUGAGGAUGUAGUGACAUAUAGCAGAGAACAUCUGAUGUUGUACCCAUACCAUCUAGCAGAUGUCAUUGUCAAAGGAUUGAGGUUAACUCCCUUUGCUUACUAUGUUAACAUGAUGCAAGAUAUAAUGACUCAAGAAAAAUCCUAUGAUUCUUUACCCAACUUUACAGCAGCUGAUUGUCUAAGAUUAUUAGGAAUUGGUAGAAACCAAUACAUAGAUCUGAUGAAUCAAUGCCGCUCUUCCAAGGUGAGACUUUUUGAUUUGAGGAAUGGAUUUUUCAGGCAUAAUAUAUUGAAUAAGGCUUAUUUAGAUUAA